AUGAAUGAGAUAUGGACAACAGGUCCCACAGCUGCUGGUUCCUUGUCAGAUCCUACUGCUGCAGCAAAUUUGGUCCGCGGCGGGUUCCAGCCGCGCCUUCCGACUUCGCUGCCGCCCCCAGGGCAGCAGCAGCAGCCGUCGCCACUACCACGCCGACAGCCCGUCCCGUUGAUGCCUUCCGCGCAGCUUCAUCCGGGAGCGCCCCCGGUGCUCGCUCCGGCGCCUGCGGUCCCUCUUCAGUCGCCACCGCCUUCGGAGCUGAUGGACGUCGACCCCUCAAUUGGGCCGCCUUCCCAAGCAGUGGCUGUGCAGCCCAUCCUGCAGCCGCUUUCCUUGGGCACCCCCAAGGAGUCUAACACCACAGCACCUUGUCCGGCGCCCACUCAGCAGCCGUCGACGCAGCGUCAGGAGACGCUGCCUCUCUUCGUGGGUCCCGACACCCCGUCGCGUCCAGUACCAGAAGCUGCGCCCGUGGUCACAGGCGGCCGCAAGCGCGUAACGAAUGUGUUUCGUCUCCCUGAUGCUGCCCUUAAUUUGCUUCGUAUAAACGAUGCUGAGCUGCGAAGCAGAGCGCAGCCCCCGACACGCCGUGGCAGCCCUGGUGCGAGCAGCAGGCGUUUGUUCGUAUCAAGCAGCUGGUGUGCAGGCGGAGCUGCAACAGAUGACAGAGGUCGGCGACUGCCUGAUCUCCGUAGAUAG
This is a messenger RNA of Schistocerca serialis cubense, 699 nucleotides long. RefSeq lists its product as uncharacterized. The transcript is spliced from 3 exons. NCBI's taxonomy places the organism in Eukaryota, Metazoa, Arthropoda, Insecta, Orthoptera, Acrididae. The record is from RefSeq and is a predicted model, not a curated record. Bases 1 to 699 code for a protein of 232 amino acids.